AUGUACGGCAGGUGUCGGAAAUAUGGCAAGCUUUCUAUAUCCGCGCCUGAACCGUUAGUCGUCGAUCCGAAUCACGGUGCUUGUGCCAAAACCAUCGUCAUGUCCAAUACGAGGAAUACCAGUGAUGAGACUAUUAUUCGGGACUCCACGGGGAUCGAACGGAAGGAUGAUACUUCGACGUUCCAUUUUCAACCAGACCACUACAAUGAAGGUCCAGGAGCAUUUCGGAAAUGGGCCGCUGCUGCACCGCAUAUAGAACAGGGCAGUACCAACGUUGGGCCGGGCCAGUCUCCGCGGUACCGGUACUGCGUCCAGGUGAAUGAUGAGGCGUUGAAUUCGGUGGUGCGCAACGCACCGCCGCCGGAGGAUGAAAAGCAGGUAGAGAGGGAUGGGUUUGUUAAUAAGGGGGAGCUCGAGCCCAUCGAGGGUUGUACAUUGGAGCUUCCUACUGAGUACUGGCGUCCUCCUCGGAUGCCAUCUUUGUUUUAG
This is a messenger RNA of Monascus purpureus, 489 nucleotides long. NCBI's taxonomy places the organism in Eukaryota, Fungi, Ascomycota, Eurotiomycetes, Eurotiales, Aspergillaceae. The record is from the annotation of a GenBank genome assembly.